GUUGAAGAUGCAGAGCAGGCGGCUUGGGGCCGCAGUGUAAUGCUUGGGGACGCAGCACCGAGCAACUCGGGGCUCAGCUCUUGGGGACCCGUAAGGCCCUACAGCCAGCCUGGCCCUCAUCAUCCCUGGGGUUCCGUGGUAGGGCUGUGCCCCUCCAGCCCCCCAGCAGUCCCUUGCCGGGGCAGGGGCUGGCCGUGCAGCUAGCUGCUCCACGGGGAGGGUGCCCGCCCCUCCUGGGGACCCUGCUGGCCUCAUUUUGGGGUGUCCACUAGAGGGGCUGCCCAGCCCUGGGAUGUGCCGCGGCCCCUCAGCUCUGGACCGUCCGGGAUGGUUUUGCUGAUGUGUCACAUUUUCUGCAUUUCUUUCCUCAUUCCUCUCUCUCUGGAGCCGUUUCUGGGAAUGGGCUCGUCCCCUGCCAGGGCCAGAUUUCCUCCCACCUUGCCCUGCCUGCUGUCCUGCCCCCCAUCCUUCCCACUGCCCUGCUGCCCAUCCUUCCUGCUGGUCUGCCUCUCCUCCUGGCCGCUGUCCUGUCCUGGUGGCCUUUGUGCUGUGCCUGGCCUUGUCUCUGCCUGACCCUGCUCUACAGGGCCCCACAGCAAAGGGCCAAGGCUGGAGCUGGGCUGGAGCAGUGUGGGGGACAGGGACAGGGACAGGGACAGGGGCAGUGUCCCAAGCGGGCAUGUAGAGCACACAUGUGUGCACGUGAGCACGGGCAGCCUGGUUCUGGGACCUUGCUCUGCCCCAUGACCCAUCCCAUGGCCGGGCACGGGACAGAAAGCCUGGCUCAGUGCCACAGACCUGCCUGAUGUGUCCAGGAGGAGCCGUCCCGGUCCCUCAGGAAGGAUGGAGGGCGGUGGGAGUGGGACGGCUCCAGUUCAGCAUCUGUGGGGUUCCAGCCCUGGAUGGAGCAGCCCGGCCCAGACACGAGCCCCUGCUCAGCUGGAGCUCAUCCAGGCACAGCCUUGAAAGGGACAGGGGACUCGGGGGGGAUCCCAGCCCCCUACAGAGCAUUGCUCUGCCCGUGUACCGCAGAUGCCAAGCAUGUGCCGUCCCUGGAGCCGCUGAGAACUGCCAGGGAUAGGAUGGAGAGUCGCCAGAGGGACAUGGAGCUGCUCAGCAACAGCAUGGCCGCGUACGCCCACAUCCGAGCCAACCCCGAGAGCUUCGGGCUCUACUUCGUGCUGGGCGUCUGCUUCGGGCUGGUGCUCACCCUGUGCCUGCUGGUGCUGCGCUUGUCCUGCCGGCCCUCCCCGCGGCCUCCGGCGCGCCCCGACGACCUCAGCGAGGACGACGAGGACGAGGACGAGGAGGACGAAGAGGACACCGUCGACCACGCAGCGUCUGAAUCGCUGCUGCCGGUGACCGAGAUCCCGCUAGAAGGCCACGGCCCCGGGGACGGGGCGCUGGCCGUGAAUGUGUUCGCGUCGGCCGAGGAGCUGGAGCGGGCGCAGCGGCUGGAGGAGCGUGAGCGCAUCAUCCGCGAGAUCUGGCGCAACGGGCAGCCCGACAUCCUGGGCUCCGGCACCAUCGGCACCCUGGGCCGCGUCCACUACUACUGAGCCCGGCAGCUGCCCUGGCACGGGCUCUGCUCCCGCACCACUGGACCCACACCGUGCCAGGAGGGACCAGGAGGACAGCGGGGCUGCUUGCUGCCCCUGAGCUGGAGGAGCUGCCUUGGACUGUCCCUGCAGCACGGAGAGACAGACCCCAAUGUCAUUGGCACCCUCGGGGCUGGACUCACCCCCGCCACUGUGGGGCACGAUGCACUUUGAGCCAUUGGUACGACGGCUGGCACCAGCCGAGCAGCCCCGGGACACACGGGGCAGGGACAGGACAGAGCAGCCCUUGCUGCCCGGCUCAGCCGGGAUCUGCCGGGGGUUUCACCCUGUGAGGCACGGCCGGGCUGUGCCGUGGGCCCCUGCCCCACAAACAUGGUGCUGUUCUACACGAGCUAGAGCCCAGUGUGGCGGGUCUGGCGUUUUGGGGGGCCCUGGACACAGGGACGGUCUCGGCCCCUCCCCGAGCUAAUUUCUUUCCCGGCCCCACUAAAAUUAGCCGGGUCUUUUCCGGCACCGCCCGCCGUGACCCAACGCCCUGCGGCCGGACCGAGGCGGAUGUUCCUGCUGGACUUUGGGCCGGCCGCUGCUCCCCAGGGAUGCGGCAGCUCCCGCCGGGCUGGGCUGCAUCCUGCCCCACUCACAGCCCCACGGGGUGCUGGCCCCCCUUCCCUAGCAGCUUUAUAAAAAUAGCUCCUUCCCAGGCUGGUUCCCCCCCGCCGCCAGCGCCAGCAAAAUCCAGAUGUUUUCCAGAUGUUCUCCAAUGGCUGGAGGCCAGGAUGGGCUGGGACUGGAGCUGGCCUGGGAAACUGUGCGGGGGUGGAGGCAGAGGAGGGAGAGCUGGAGGGAGAGAAGGAGGAGACCCUGCCCCAACCCUGCCCUGGACACCCCAUCCUUGUGCCACGGUGGGACCCUUUGUGCCCGGCAGGACCAGGCCAGCCCUUCAGGGGCAUGGCAGCCAACAACAGAGCCCUGAGCAGCUCCCACACAGAACUCUGUACCCAAAACAGUUUAUUUUAAACAAUUUCUAUAGAUCCAGGGGCUGUUAUUCUUCAAGGAGCAGUGUCUGGGUGUGGGGUGGGCAUUUGUACCCAAUGGGUGCAGAACUGGGCUGGGGGCAGCGAGGCCAGGGGGGUACACGGAACCAUGUGCCACCCACCUGCCCUGUUCCAUAGGCGGGCACCGUAGCCCCCACAUGCUAACUGGCCAGCCCCUUCCUCACUUGCUCUGUCUACACCUGUGGGGAAAGGCUGUGAUUGUUGGGGGACAUAGGGAACCCCAGGAUGAGGCAACCCCUGCCAGGGACUCACCUGCAGCGCCUGGCGCUGAGUCCGCUCCUGGCACAGCUCUUGCUGCAGGUCCUGAAGGUCCCGCCUGCAACACGCCAGGAUGGCUCAGCCGGGGCCAGAACAAGCAGCAAAUGGCCAGGAGCCACUGGGGACUCCCUGACACCCCCAUCCCCACUCACAGGUGCUGGACUUGCAUCAGGUCCACAAGGAUGUGCAGGGUGAGGACCUCAGCCUUCAGGUCCUCCAGGGCUACUGACCUCCCCUCCAACACCUCCAGCCCAUCUGUGCUCCAUGGCGGGACAGACACUUGUCCUGAGCUGGGGACAGGGGCACAGAAGGCAGCAUGGGGCAGCCCCUGGGUCUGCUCUCCCUCACAGGGUCCCCCCAUGCUCCCUGGGGCGAUGCUGGGUGGCUGCUGGCUGGGUACUUGUGGCCGCAUGGCUGUGGGGUGGCUCAGCCUGGCUGUGGUAACCAACACUGUGUUGAAGCCAUUGGCAUCUGCCAGAGAAAGAACAGGAAUCAGCACCUGGUCCUGGGCAGGGCCCAGCCACCCCUGCAGCCCCUGCACGGCCCCUGCAGCCUACCUGGGUCACCGGCUGUGCCCUGCUCCAUGUCAGCUGAGGCACUAGGCUGGGGGUCACUGGGCCUGGGGACAGCAGAGUUGUGAAGUGGCACAGCUGGGGAGCUGCCAGCCCCACACCAGGACAGCCACAAUGGGGCUGGCACUGGGACAUUGCAGUGGCCCUGGACACCCCAGUACAGCCACUUGUUUCUUACUUGGUGGCCAGCACGGGGGCUGGUUUGGACUUGGCAGGAACUGGGGGAGCAGGAGCCAUCCUCUUGGUAAAUGGGAGCUUGGUUGGUUUCAUCCUUGCUGGUGCUGGGAGUUCUGGAGAGAGGCAGGAGCAGGGCUGAGGCUGGGACUGGCACUGACAAGAGUGGGGCAGGAAGUGCUUCCUGCAUGUGCCAUUCCCUGGCCCAGGGGGCCUCGCCCAGGCACAUCCCUGUCCUUCCCUCUCCUCCAGCCCAGGACUCACUCCCUGUCCUCACCCUCACAGUCCAUCUGUGGCUGCAGCUGCUGGGGAGCAAUGGGGCUCAUCAGGUGCUGGGGAAGGACCCUUGUGAGAGGUGAGGCCUCUCACAGCCCCACACCAGCCCUGCUGUGGUUGGCGUUUCCUCCGUGUGUGGCAGAGCAGCAGCAGCUCCCUUGAGCACCAGUGCUGCAGCAGGGGCAGGAUGCCAUUCCACCACCAUCACAGCAGCACCGCUGCACCCUGGGGUCAUGCCAGGACAAGCCCACUGGCGUGGUGUGACACAGGACAUCAGGCCAUGGACAUGUGCCCAUGGACCACCCUGUUCUCACAGCAGGUCCCCCUGUCCCCAUGGUCAGCUGCACUGUCACUGUAGUGGGUCAUCAUGUCCCUGUGGUGGGCCAGCAGCCCUGAUGGUGCCUGGUGCUUGCUGCUGUCACCAGCACAGCCCUUGUCACAGAGACCUUGCAGACACCAAAGAUGUUGCUGGUAUCACCCAAAGAUAUGGCUGAAGCUCCAAGGGCUGCAGGGAUGAGGACACCCCUAUCCAAGGCCCCAGUGCUCCUCCGCUCUGGUGGCUCCAGGGGUGAUGGUGCUCAGAGGUGCUUGGCAUCCUGCCAGCCCCUUAUGGGCAGCUCUCCUGGAGCCCAGGGCACGGCCCAGCCCUGGAGCAGUGUGAUCCCACACAAGUGCUGCCGUUGGGAUGAUCCCUGUGCCCGGGACCCUCGAAGACGCCACUGCUCCCCUCUACCUGCUGAUGUGGGGCUGCCCCCGAGGCCGAGUGGUGCCGUGCAGUGCCAGGCUUCCCCAGCCCCAUACCACACGUGUGAUGCCAGAGGAAAUCAGCUCUGUGCUGGGAAGGAAGUUGAAGCAGAGCACACCUCGGUGCUGGUCCACACCGCAUCCCCGUGCCCCACCAGAGGACUCCUGCUCCGGAGCCAACCUCGUGCCCUUCCUGGGGCUGCCUGGCCAUCCUAGCGGGAUACCAAAGCUCCCAGCACAUGAUGGACACCAGGGCCAGACCCACGGGACUCUCUGUGAUGGGAAGGCAGCGUCAGCCUCGGCUGUGGGAGAGGGUUUGGGUGAGGAUGGGAUCGCAGGCAGGGACCGCUGGCACAGCAGAGCCCCACAGAGCCGUGUGUCCCCUGGCCAUCCCCAGCUUGGAGCCCCCACCCACCCACCUUCUCCGGCCCUGGGCAGGGCUGUGCCAUCUGUGCCACCGUGGGGGUCCCUGUGUGACAGAGCUGCAAUUGCAGGGGCAGCUGGGGCCAGUGCAUGGGUGAGAGGACCGCAGCUGGGUGACAGCUCACACUCACCAGGGUCUCACAGUGGUUCUGUCACCCUGAGCCAGAGGGGAAGUGAAACCCAAACCACAGAGGGGCCAAAACCCACAGACUGUGUGACACCAGGGAUCCUGGCUGGUCCUGGCCUGUGCCUGGUCCAGGAGACAGCGUGGAUAUUCCUUCUGGCCAAAUGCAUUUGACCCAGGCAAUUGAACUGACAGCAGGGCCGGGAAUCAGCCAUGGAACAAAGCAGGAUGGCAGAACAGAGGUUCCACUGCAGACCAGGAGGCUGCACUCCCCAGGUGUGGCCACUCAGGCCAAGGAGCUGGGAACACUGGGCACCUCAGGCUGGCUCAAGGCUGAGUGUGACAAGAAACACCAACUGCUAUCCCAGCACUGUCCCAACAGCUCUUGGCCAACACCGUUACCCACAGCAGCCAGGAAAUAUGAAUUUCUGCAAACCCCACACACCCAGCGGCCUCCCCAGCACCCCUCUUGGGACAGCAGUGAUGGAAAAGCAGCAGCAAGGGCAGCACACGGGGCUGCAGUGUGUCCCUUGUGAGCUCCUGGGAGGAGCUUGGGUGUGGGAAGUAUAGAGCUGGUCCUGUGCAUGGGUGACACAAUCCCUGCUGGUAUCAGGCUGGGGAAGGGCCUGUGGCUGUGUCACAACUGUCCUCAGGCACUUAAUGCCAAAACAGGGGCUGAAUGAUCUAUUAAUGUAUAAAACCCGACAGGGAGUUGCUCCCCUGUUGCUCCAGGCACUUGGUCCUUUCAGGCUCCCCCCUGGCAACUCAGGACACAAACCAAGCAGAGUUACACCUACAACUUAUUUUAUUGUCUUUUAUUUGCAUAAACAAACUUCAGGGCUUUGCUAAACAGGAACUGUUCAAGUCAAAACAAACCAAACUCUAGCUGGUGUGUGGGGAACAGCACAGCAAUCCUGGGGAGAGGGACAGGGGGAGCACGGGCACAGCUGUGCCUCCCCGCCCAGGCUCACGACCUGGCCGGGAACCCUCCACAAACUGCUCCAGAAUAUCUUUAAAGUAGAAGAUAAGAAGAAAUGCAUCCUAAGGGCUAUCCUCAACCAGCUCUGGAGGAAUCUGCUUUUUGGUUUUAUAAAAAGAUUAAUAAAAAAUAUUGAAAAAUUCUCAUCUCCAUUUAUAUUUUUCCCCAAGAAGAAUUCAGAAGUUCCUUAGAAAACUGUCACCUUUGAAAGGGCACUCGGGUCACAACCAGCUGCAGGGAGGAGACACAAAUGCUACAAGCAGUUUGGGGGUCCAGCACACACCAGGCCUAAUAGUGAACACAAACAGUGGCCAGAAGUAGGGUGUAAUUUUUUUUUUUCUCUUUUAAACCAUGCUAAUUUUGUUAACUUCCAACAUAAAAGGAAAACAAUAAUUUUUAAAAGGCCCUAAACUCAACUGCUACAUAAAAAACGGUUAAAAAAAAAAAAA
Cyanistes caeruleus (blue tit) is the source of this 6613-nucleotide messenger RNA. It is a transcript of the gene EVA1B, whose product is annotated as eva-1 homolog B. The record is from RefSeq and is a predicted model, not a curated record. NCBI's taxonomy places the organism in Eukaryota, Metazoa, Chordata, Aves, Passeriformes, Paridae.